AUGGCAGCUAUUCAGGAGAUCCUCUACUCAAUUGUCCUUCGUUAUGGAGGACCAGGUGGCGCUAUUGCUGUUAUCAAAGUUAGUGAGCUUGUCGCACAACGAGUUUGGGGACACGCAGAUAUGGACAAGCGCAUUGCGAUGACGUCGGAGAUUCAAAUGUCGAUUUGCUCUAUCUCUAAGCAGUUUAUAUGUGCAUUGCUGUUGGAUCUAAAGCGCAAUCCAACUGCAGCUAUGGCUGCCAAGGGGAAUAUUGAAGAUCAGUUCCUAGAGAAAUUCAACGCGUUACUGAACCCAGCUCUCACCAAGGACACGGGAUUGACUCUUAAAAAUAUAUGUGACACGCAGUCCGCCCUGCGUGACUACUGA
Molecule: messenger RNA, 366 nt
Organism: Penicillium taxi
Lineage: Eukaryota; Fungi; Ascomycota; Eurotiomycetes; Eurotiales; Aspergillaceae
Product: beta-lactamase/transpeptidase-like protein
Exons: 1
Coding region: 1-366 (121 amino acids)
Source: RefSeq, a predicted model, not a curated record